This is a messenger RNA of Lachnellula hyalina, 798 nucleotides long. RefSeq names its product Rhamnogalacturonan acetylesterase. The record is from RefSeq and is a predicted model, not a curated record. NCBI's taxonomy places the organism in Eukaryota, Fungi, Ascomycota, Leotiomycetes, Helotiales, Lachnaceae. Gene Ontology annotation, molecular function: hydrolase activity, acting on ester bonds. The transcript is spliced from 2 exons. Bases 1 to 798 code for a protein of 265 amino acids.
AUGAAGUCGUUCUACCUUCCCCUCUCCGCCGCACUGGCGACUCUUUCAAUAGCUUUGCCAACAGAUGAAGCUAUCACGAAACGAGCUACUCCAAUAGUCUACCUAGCCGGUGACUCAACCAUGGCCAAAGGAGGAGGAGGGACCGGAACCGAAGGCUGGGGCGUCUAUCUCCCCUACUCCCUCUCACUCACCGUCGUCAACGAUGCCAUAGGUGGCCGCAGCGCACGCUCCUACACGGACGAAGGCCGCUUCACAACGCUCGCCAACACCGUCGUAUCGGGCGACUUCGUGAUCAUUGAAUUCGGGCAUAACGACGGCGGCUCUCUCACGCCCACCGACAACGGGCGCUCCGAUUGCGUGGGCUCCGGCGACGAGACAUGCACCACGGACGCCGGCGUAGUCGUACAGACAUACCCGACGUACCUGACCAACGCGGCGGAACUCAUGACCGCCAAGGGCGCGCACGUUAUCAUCAGCAGCCCGACCCCAGACAACCCGUGCGAGACCGGCACCUGUUCCUAUACCCCGAGUCGCUUCACGGGGUACUGCGAGAUCGUCGUCAGCAACGUGGGAAGCCUGGCUUCGUUUGUCGACCAUGGCCAGUAUCUUGCGAAUCGCUUUAUCGCGCUGGGCGCUACGACGGUAGACGCGUUCUAUCCUAAUGAUCAUACGCAUACGAGUCCUGAGGGUGCAGCUAUUGUCGCGGAGCAGUUUGUGAAGGGGUUGCUGUGUGCAGAUAACCCGUUGGCUGCUUAUGUGAAGAAUACAACGGCGAGUGUGGCGGGGAGCUGUAUCUAG